Molecule: messenger RNA, 546 nt
Organism: Dipodomys ordii (Ord's kangaroo rat)
Lineage: Eukaryota; Metazoa; Chordata; Mammalia; Rodentia; Heteromyidae
Gene: Trappc3l
Product: trafficking protein particle complex 3-like
Exons: 5
Coding region: 1-546 (181 amino acids)
Biological process (GO): endoplasmic reticulum to Golgi vesicle-mediated transport; intra-Golgi vesicle-mediated transport
Cellular component (GO): TRAPP complex; cis-Golgi network membrane; cytosol
Source: RefSeq, a predicted model, not a curated record
AUGUCUCGUCGCACACCCAGAAGACCAGAAUACCGUAAAAUUAACAAAGACCUCUUUGUCCUCACCUACGGAGCUCUGGUGGCCCAGUUGUGUAAAGACUAUGAAAAGGAUGAGGAUGUAAACGCAUACUUAGAUAAGAUGGGUUAUGGCAUUGGGACACGGCUGGUGGAAGACUUUUUGGCUCGUUCCUGUGUGAGAAGAUGCCAUAGUUACUCAGAAAUUGCCGACAUAAUUGCUCAGGUUGCUUUCAAGAUGUACUUGGGAAUUACACCAAGUGUGACCUGUCACAAUUCAAGCAGAAAUGAAUUUUCCCUGAUUCUAGACAAGAAUCCUUUGGCAGAGUUUGUGGAGGAGCUGCCGGCUGGGCGAUCUUCUCUGUGCUACUGCAGCUUACUCUGUGGGGUUAUCAGAGGUGCCCUGGAAAUGGUUAAUUUGGCUGCUGAUGUUACAUUCUUGCAAGACAGACUAAAAGGCGACAGUGUGACGGAAAUAGGAAUAACAUUCCUGAAAAAGCUAGAUGAGAAGAAAUAUAGACGGAAAAAAUGA